This is a messenger RNA of Tarenaya hassleriana, 1657 nucleotides long. Its product is annotated as GDP-mannose 4,6 dehydratase 2. Gene Ontology annotation, biological process: GDP-mannose metabolic process. NCBI's taxonomy places the organism in Eukaryota, Viridiplantae, Streptophyta, Magnoliopsida, Brassicales, Cleomaceae. The record is from RefSeq and is a predicted model, not a curated record. The transcript has a single exon. The coding region runs from base 322 to 1440 and encodes 372 amino acids. Gene Ontology annotation, molecular function: GDP-mannose 4,6-dehydratase activity.
AUUAUUAGGGCUUAUACAGUUAUAUAAUGGCCCAAAUGGAUUAAAACCGCUAAUCGCUAUCGGCGUUCUGUGAAACGGGCAUUCGCGUUCCCCUCGUCCUCGAAAUUCGAAAAUGACUAAACUAGCCCUCCACCUCUGAGCUCUCUCACCUCACCUCCGCGUCCAUGCCUAUAUAAAACUCGCCGGAGAUGAAAAUCUAACCAGAAAGCGCGUCGCCUUCCUUUUCCGUAAAUUGGCCCCAGAUCACCGACACUCUCUCUCGCUCCCCCAAUUUCGACACCGACACGAUCCGUCUCAGCGAUCUAGAUCCCAUCACUAUCAAUGGCGUCCGGGCACGAUGGAUCCAGAUCCGACUCCGCCACCACUCCGAACGGAGAUUCUGCCGCGGCGGAAACGCCGAGGAAGAUAGCUCUGAUAACCGGAAUCACCGGUCAGGAUGGAUCGUACCUGACGGAGUUCCUGCUCGGCAAAGGCUACGACGUUCACGGCCUGAUUCGUCGGUCGUCCAACUUCAACACGCAGCGGAUCAAUCACAUCUACGUCGAUCCUCACAACGUGCACAAGGCUCGCAUGAAGCUCCACUAUGCCGAUCUCACCGACGCCUCCUCGCUCCGCCGGUGGAUCGACGUCAUCAAGCCUGAUGAGGUCUACAACCUGGCCGCUCAGUCGCACGUCGCCGUCUCCUUCGAGAUCCCGGACUACACGGCCGAUGUUGUCGCUACUGGAGCACUCCGCCUCCUCGAGGCCGUCAGAUCUCACAUCUCCGCCACCGGCCGGACCAUCAAAUACUACCAGGCUGGAUCCUCGGAGAUGUUCGGAUCCACUCCGCCUCCGCAGUCCGAGACGACACCAUUUCAUCCGAGAUCUCCCUACGCGGCGUCCAAGUGCGCGGCCCACUGGUACACCGUCAAUUAUCGAGAAGCCUACGGUCUAUUCGCCUGCAACGGUAUUCUGUUCAACCAUGAGUCACCGCGUCGGGGCGAGAACUUCGUGACCCGUAAAAUAACUCGGGCCGUGGGACGGAUAAAGGUAGGAUUGCAGAGGAAGGUCUUCCUGGGAAAUCUCCAGGCGUCGAGAGACUGGGGAUUCGCAGGGGACUACGUGGAGGCAAUGUGGUUGAUGCUGCAGCAGGAGACGCCGAAGGAUUACGUGGUGGCAACAGAGGAGUCGCACACAGUGGAGGAAUUCCUAGAGGUGGCGUUCGGCUACGUAGGGCUGAACUGGAAAGACCACGUGGAGAUAGACAAGAGGUACUUCAGGCCGGCGGAAGUGGACAACCUGAAAGGAGAUGCGAGCAAGGCAAAGGAGGAGCUGGGGUGGAAGCCGAGAGUAGGGUUCGAGCAGCUGGUGAAGAUGAUGGUCGACGAAGACCUAGAGCUCGCCAAGAGGGAGAAAGUGCUAGUGGAUGCUGGUUACAUGGAUCCUCAGCAGCAACCUUGAUCCUCCUCGAUCAAAAAAACAAAAAGAAGAAGAAGAGGAGGAGUGGGUAAUCAUAUUUUAUCUGGUGAUAUUUAUUUAAUUGAAAUGUGUUUUUUUUUUUUUGGUUCCCUUGUUGUUUUGAUCUCCCCAUCCGAAUGUUGUUGAAUUGUUCAGCUGGCCCUGAUUUUGUAUGCAUUUCGCCGCCUACAAACUUUAACAAAGAGAAAGUUCCCAGAAA